AUGUACAAUAGCGGAGGCCAUACGAAUGAGUGGAGGGUCCUGGAGGAAGCAGCGGCUAAUGGCCAUCUUAAGAUUGUUGAGUAUAUUACGGAAGGUUUAUGGGAUGGAGUGGAUAGAGAAGAGUGGGGCUACGAAGAGGAAGCCCCAGAAGGAAAACCGGAAGCUCUUUUACGUGCCAUUUAUGGCGGUCAUUAUAAAGUUGUGAACAGCCUAUUGGAUCCUUAUCAUUUUGCUUGGAAUCUCGCAGAGGCGCUGGAGUAUGCUCUUGAUCAGGGCCAACACAACAUCGCUGAGGUGAUAUAUAAAUCCUCUUUUUGUUUCCACGAGGUGGCACAGCGCUGCAUUGAGAAUCGCGAAUAUAUGUUUGGACCGUGUGGCGACUUGCUCGUUCAGGUGGCUUCGAGAGGACGUGUGGAUGUAGUGAAAUAUGUGUAUAACAAGCGUAAUUAUUCAGUUGAUGUGAUCGAGUGCGCGUUUCAGCACGCGACAGAGUGCGAGAAGCUUGGAGUCGUGGAUUUUUUCUUAAAAACGGGAAAACACAGUAAGGUUGCUGUGCAGUCGUUUAUCUCCUUCGCCGCAGUUGAUCAAGACAGCGUUCGGGUGUGCUGGCAGUGUCAGUGUGGUAAGAUAUCUGUCCAAAAAGGAGUUUAUUCCUACCGCGUUAAUGAUUAA
Molecule: messenger RNA, 672 nt
Organism: Phytophthora nicotianae INRA-310
Lineage: Eukaryota; Oomycota; Peronosporomycetes; Peronosporales; Peronosporaceae
Exons: 2
Coding region: 1-672 (223 amino acids)
Source: RefSeq, a predicted model, not a curated record